Sinocyclocheilus rhinocerous is the source of this 1071-nucleotide messenger RNA. It is a transcript of the gene hykk.2, whose product is annotated as hydroxylysine kinase, tandem duplicate 2. Bases 4 to 1071 code for a protein of 355 amino acids. The transcript has 4 exons. Gene Ontology annotation, molecular function: amino acid kinase activity. The record is from RefSeq and is a predicted model, not a curated record. Lineage: Eukaryota; Metazoa; Chordata; Actinopteri; Cypriniformes; Cyprinidae.
GCCAUGUCAACAAAAGCAUCAAAGCCAAAUCUCAGCCAUUCCCAGGUUACUGAGAUUAUCAAGCGACUCUAUGGCUGGACCGUGUCCGUCAUUCGCCCGUUGCCCAGUUAUGAUGAUCAGAACUUUUACGUGGCCCCCAGUGAGGGUGGAGAAUAUGUGCUGAAGGUUAUGAACUCUGCAGACAGUCACAACAUCACGCUUAUUGAGCUGCAGACUCACGCCAUGAACUUCUUACACCAAAGAGGCCUUCCUGCCCAGACCGCUUUGCCCACUCUGACUGGCAAACUCAUGAGCCUGGAAGAAUUUGAUUGUGGUUUUGGCCUGCAGACAUAUUUAGUGCAUUUACUUACCUACCUUCCUGGCACUACCGUAGCCAAAAUUACCUGCAGUCCUCAGAUCUUGUAUGAUGUUGGGAAAAUGGCCGCCACAUUGGAUACAGUUUUACUGCAAAUGGAGCAUCCAAACAUCAACGUCCUUCAGAGAGAAGAUUUUAUAUGGAAUCUCGCCAGCGUUCCUCUCUUAAACCAGUAUAUUCAUGUGAUGGAUGGGGAUCCUGUACAAAAGGUUGUUAAAGCCGUUCUGGAGCAGUACCAGAUCCAAGUCGUGCCAAAACUACCAUUGUUUCGCAAGUGCAUUAACCAUGGAGACUUUAAUGACCACAAUCUCUUGGUGAAUCCCGAUGGACCUACAAAGUACAAGAUCUCUGGGAUCCUUGAUUUUGGAGACAUGAGCUGUGGGUAUUUCGUCUUUGAGCUGGCCAUCACCAUCAUGUACAUGAUGAUUGAGAAUCCCAAUCCGGUAGACGUCGGAGGGCCAGUGGUGGCGGGGUGGGAAAGCGUUUUUCCUCUCAAUGAGGCAGAAAGAGACUCGCUCUAUUUGCUGGUUCUCUGUCGGUUCUGCCAGUCCCUGGUUCUGGCCCGACACGCAGUGAUCCAGCAGCCAGAGAAUGAGGAGUACUUGAUGAUCACCGCCAGGACAGGGGUGCGCCAUCUCUGUCGUCUUUGGGAGCUGGGUAAAGAGGAAGUGGAAAGAAUAUGGUUCCAGAGUGCUGCACAGUUUGGCCAACCUUGA